UCUCUUUCUCUCUCCCUCGAUCUCCCAAAAUCUCUCUCUGUUUAGGUUUUUCUAUUUUCUGCUUCUGGGUUUUUUUCUCUGUAAACUGUAGUUGGGCUAGGGUCUUGAGCUCCGUUCCUCGACAAUGGCGGUUUCUUUGAGAAAGCUCGUUUCUUCCUUUUAUUAAAAAAAAGUUAACUUUCCCCUUUUUUUUUUUGUUCUUCUUCUUCCUUUCUGCUUAGCUUACUUUCAAAUGGGAAAUUGCUGAAAUGUGUUGCAAGUUCAGGUUUUUAAGCUUGUGAAAGUUUCGAUUUUUUCGUUUUUGGGGUUCUUCAAUUUUAGGACUUUGUUUGUUAAGUUUGUAGAGGACAAUAAGUUUAACAUUUUUUAGAUUUUAGGAUAAUUUAUUUUCCGUUGGGAGUAAAUUGGAAGCUAAGUUAGGUUUUUAUUUUUAGUCUCUCUUUUGAUCUGUAAGUUUGGUGAGCAAUGAAUCGAAGUUUUAGGGCGAAAGAGUCUCUUUUGCUGGAUUCAGCAGAGAGGCAAAGGCAACAGCUUAGGGCUUCUAUGAUGGCUGAAAAAGAUGAAGAGCUCUCUUUGUUUCUUGAGAUGAGACGGCGUGAGAAAGAGCAGGAUAAUCUCCUUCUCAACAAUAACCCUGAUGAGUUUGAAACUCCAUUAGGUUCAAAGCAUGGAACUUCACCAGUUUUUAACAUCUCAAGUGGUGCUCCACCACCUCGGAAGGCAGCUGCUCCUGAUGAUUUUCUCAAUUCUGAAGGCGAUAAAAAUGACUAUGAAUGGCUUCUGACCCCUCCAGGUACUCCUCUGUUUCCAUCGCUGGAGAUGGAAUCACAUAGGACUAUGAUGAGUCAGACUGGUGAUUCAAAGACUCGCCCGGCUACAUUGACUUCUAGGCUGGCGAAUUCUUCAACAGAGCCUGCUGCAAGGAACCAUCUAACAUCUAGACAACAAACUUCUUCUCCUGGAUUAAGCUCUUCCAGUGGAGCCACUCGAAGACCUUCAUCUUCUGGAGGACCUGGGUCAAGACCCGCCACACCCACUGGAAGAUCAUCAACACUGACAACUAAUUCAAAAUCCUCAAGGCCUUCAACACCCACUUCGCGAGGCACUGUCUCCUCAACUACUCGACCUUCUUUGACUAACUCUAGGUCCACAGUAUCUGCACCAACUAAGCCCACGCCUAUGAGUAGGUCAACGAGUUUAUCAUCUAGGCUCACACCUACUGCAUCUAAGCCAACUACUUCAACUGCUAGAUCUGCUGGUUCAGUAACUAGAUCCAUCUCCAGCACCACCACAAAAUCUGCUGGUCCUUCAAGGUCCACAACUCCUCUGUCAAGAUCUACUGCGAGAUCUUCAACACCAACUUCAAGACCCACACUUCCUCUGUCUAAAACCAUAUCAAGGUCAUCUACACCAACUCGCCGUCCAAUUUCUUCUGCAAGUGCUGCAACUACUACAGCAAAGCCAACAAUAUCCCAAAUCAAGCCUUCUUCUCCAGCGCCAGCAAAGCCUAUGCCAACUCCAUCUAAGAACCCUGCUUUAUCUCGUGCAGCAUCUCCUACAGUGAGGUCAAGACCAUGGAAGCCAUCAGACAUGCCUGGUUUCUCGUUAGAAACUCCUCCAAAUCUAAGGACAACAUUACCUGAAAGGCCACUUUCAGCAACAAGAGGUAGACCUGGAGCUCCAAGCCCUCGUUCUGGCUCAGUUGAGCCAGGAGGUCCUCCAGGAGGAAGACCAAGAAGGCAAUCAUGUUCACCAUCGAGAGGAAGAGCACCAAUGUACUCUAGUGGUAGCUCUGUUCCUGCAGUUAAUCGUGGAUAUUCCAAAGCCAGUGACAAUGUUAGUCCGGUGAUGAUGGGAACAAAAAUGGUGGAAAGAGUAAUAAACAUGCGGAAACUUGCUCCUCCCAGAUCAGAUGACAAGGGUUCUCCUCAUGGUAACUUGUCUGCAAAGUCUUCAUCACCAGACAGUGCAGGAUUUGGAAGAACGCUCUCCAAGAAGUCACUUGAUAUGGCAAUAAGGCAUAUGGAUAUACGUAGAACCAUUCCAGGGAAUCUGAGACCACUAAUGACGAACAUUCCAGCAUCAUCAAUGUACAGUGUGAGGUCUGGACAUACACGUGGUAGACCGAUGAAUGUUUCAGAUUCUUCUCCACUAGCAACAAGCAGCAACGCUAGCUCAGAGAUAAGUGUGUGCAACAACAAUGGCAUUUGUUUAGAGGCAAGUGAAAAGGAAGAUGAUGCAGGCAGCGAGAGAGGUUGCAGGUCCCCUGCAAGCUUACAAGGGAGAUGAAGGAAGAAAGAAAAGAAAAGCCUUUUGUAAAACGUUCACCUUUGAGAUUCUCCUUUCUUUAUUGUUUGUGAGUUUUUAUUAUCACACGAGUUUGAUGAUGAUGAUAUGUGAAGUAGCGUUUUGACGUUUUAUGUAAACCUCUCCACUCUCGUCUCUACGUUUUAACCCUAAAUGGAUGGAACCUUUAACCGA
Capsella rubella is the source of this 2481-nucleotide messenger RNA. Its product is annotated as mucin-5AC. The coding region runs from base 466 to 2289 and encodes 607 amino acids. The transcript has 5 exons. The record is from RefSeq and is a predicted model, not a curated record. Gene Ontology annotation, cellular component: cortical microtubule. NCBI's taxonomy places the organism in Eukaryota, Viridiplantae, Streptophyta, Magnoliopsida, Brassicales, Brassicaceae. Gene Ontology annotation, biological process: cortical microtubule organization.